CAAGCUCCGCUUCCCGAAGUCUGAAAGGAAUGACGCAACAUCGCCCUGCAAAUUUGGGAAAUAAAAGCACCUGAGACAUUUCUUCUUUUCUCUUUUUCCGUUUCCACCCAUCUUUUAUAUAAUUUCAUAAUGUCUUCCGGUGUCGCUGUCAACGAUAAGUGUCUUGAAACUUUCCAAGAACUCAAGCUUCGCAAGAAGUACACCUACAUCAUGUACAAGUUGUCUGACGAUAACACUGAAAUCGUGAUUGACAAGACGGCCGAAUCUGCUUCUUACGAUGACUUGCUCAACGAAGUGCCCGAGAACGAGCCCCGUUACAUCGUAUUCGACUUUGAAUUUGAGAAGUCAGGAGAGGGUAUGAGAAAUAAGAUUGUCUUUAUUAACUGGACUCCCGACUCUGCCAGAAUCAAGUCCAAGAUGUUGUACGCCUCAAGCAAGGAUGCUAUUCGCAGAUCCUUGGUCGGUAUCGCUGUUGAGGCUCAGGCUACCGAUAUGGCAGAGAUCGCGUAUGAAAGCAUUCUCGAAAAGGUUGAUCGCAAGUAAUUUACUAAAUAGCAUUAACCCACCCCAAUUAAAACGCUGCUUUCGAAAUACAUUGAAUGUUCUCUUUCUUUGAUAUGAUAGUACUUCACUGGCUUCCCAGUAAAGUAGGACUGUCCCCAAG
Radiomyces spectabilis is the source of this 664-nucleotide messenger RNA. RefSeq lists its product as uncharacterized. The record is from RefSeq and is a predicted model, not a curated record. Gene Ontology annotation, cellular component: actin cytoskeleton; actin cortical patch; cytoplasm. Bases 130 to 543 code for a protein of 137 amino acids. The transcript has 5 exons. Gene Ontology annotation, biological process: cell motility; actin filament severing; actin filament depolymerization. NCBI's taxonomy places the organism in Eukaryota, Fungi, Mucoromycota, Mucoromycetes, Mucorales, Radiomycetaceae. Gene Ontology annotation, molecular function: actin filament binding.